Messenger RNA from Penicillium malachiteum, 594 nucleotides. RefSeq lists its product as uncharacterized. The record is from RefSeq and is a predicted model, not a curated record. The coding region runs from base 1 to 594 and encodes 197 amino acids. The transcript has 2 exons. NCBI's taxonomy places the organism in Eukaryota, Fungi, Ascomycota, Eurotiomycetes, Eurotiales, Aspergillaceae.
AUGAUUGAAAAUAAUCAUAACCACCCGACUCCAUCCUGGAGUAGUAUGGCAGCAUCAAAUCAAUCUAUUGCUACCAGUACUGCAUCUACCUAUGGUAGCCAAGUUCCGUUGCCCGUCAUAUUUGGGGCAUUUCACACCACUGAUUCUGAAUGCUGGGCAUGUUCUGCCCCUCGGCUUGUUGAUGUCUGUCAUGUCGUUCCCCAAGAAGACCCUCAGGUAAUAUUGAAUUAUUCGGUUCCUAAAGCCUUCAGCUUAUACGUACUACAGAGCGUUUUGUGGGAACGAUGUUACUUAUUCAAUUUUGACUAUGAAAGUGAGGAAAACGCGAUUGUUCUUUGCCCCUAUUGUCAUAGGUGCUUCGAGCGCACUCUUGACCCCGGAUUUGUUUUUUUCCCAGUCGACAUCAGAUAUUUUAUCGACUUUGAGCUAUCCGAUAUUCAACGACGAACGAAGAUCGCGACUGAACAAACAAAACCCAUGUCUGAAAUCCCACGCUGGGUCCCGUCUGCGCAGAACUACCACGAUCAUGAAGUCAUGAACAACGGAAUCUUCUCCGAGAUAAACGCAGGACGUUAUCGCCGUAUCUUCUUAUAG